This is a messenger RNA of Pectinophora gossypiella (pink bollworm), 1480 nucleotides long. It is a transcript of the gene Spindly, whose product is annotated as protein Spindly. The record is from RefSeq and is a predicted model, not a curated record. NCBI's taxonomy places the organism in Eukaryota, Metazoa, Arthropoda, Insecta, Lepidoptera, Gelechiidae. The coding region runs from base 147 to 1424 and encodes 425 amino acids. The transcript has 5 exons.
GUUAACGACACGAAAAUAAGUUUUGUUUUGAAUGACAGGCGGCCGUUUGGAUUUUGAAAUUCGCAAUUUGGUGUUUAUUUUGUGAAAUAAUCGUUUGAAGAGGUAAAUUGUGUACAUAACGUAGUAAUUAGUGCUAAAAUAAAAUAAUGGAUUACUCAACUAUAAGCAACAAAACAACUUUUACUGAAGCGGAGGACAUAACAAACGGAGAAUUGAGUGAACGAUAUUAUUUACUCAAAAAACAGUUCGAGAGUUUAUCCGUUAGUUAUGAAGCAACAAAACAAGAGCUGCAUGAUACCAGGCGGAGCUAUCAGACCGCUUUGGAUGUGCAGGGCCACUUAAACGCGGAGUUAGAGAGUUUCCAAGCGGAGGAAGAAAAGAGGAGGAGUGAGCUUACGUCCCGGAUCACAACUCUUCAAGAGGAGAUAUCAGCUCUACGUGAGGAGCGUUCAGAGACCGCUGAAAGCCAUGCGAGUGAAAUUAAAAAGCUUGAAGCAGACAUACGUCGGUUAAAGGAGGAUCAAGCUAUUAAAGUUCAAAUAGCGAGUCCUGAGAAGGAUAAUACAGAGUUAGAUGAAGCUAAGACGGCGCUGAAUGAUGCUUUGUGCGAUGCGACGGCAGCGAAGUCGGCGCUGGAAGACGCGCGUGCGGAGAUUGCAUCCUGGAAGAUGAGGGCUAAGGAGUUGGUGUCGGAAAUGGCGGAGAUGCGUGCAGCGUCGGAGUUGAGGCGAGAGGAGCUGAGAGCUGCUGGUGAGAGAGAAGCCACGGCGCUGGCGGAACUAGCUGAAGCCAGGGCUAUGCUGCACCAGUGCAGUAACCCUGAUGAUUUGCAGCCACAUGCUGCAAAAGGCAACUCAAUAUUUGCUGAAGUUGAGGACAAGAGGCAGGAGAUGGCCAAGAAUCUCAUUCAUAUGAAACAGACCAACUCUAGAUUAAGGAGAGAGCUGGCCAACAAGCAGUCAGAGCUAGAAGCCCUUCUUCACGAGAAGCAGACUAUCUGGGAGCAGCAGGCUGGCUCCGCCGCCCACUAUGACAGGGAGCUCAUUGAUAACUAUGAGGAGCGCAUCACUCAGCUGGAGGGUCUGUGUGAGCGACAGAGAAGAGAGCAGUCUCGCUGGUUCGGUAAGCUUUGCGAACCGACGGCACAGGGCUGGCUGCCUGGAGUACUUGAGCACUUGAAAUCAGAAUGCGAGAACCUGCGAGCCGAAGUCCUAUCCCGAGGCACUGCCCAGUUAGCAAGUGCAGCCCAAGUGCGCGACCUGCGAAGGAAACUCGCCCUAGCGACCGCCAGCGCAGCCAAACUCACCGCAUCACCUCUUGCAGAAACCAAUGGUAACAUCGUUAAAGCUGAAAUUCCCGUGAAGAUGCCCGCGAAACCAAGACCUACGCCUGACGAUGUCAAGAAAAAAGUGUCAUUUAAUUGAAUAAAAUUAAAAUGUAAAAUAGAGUUAAUUAAUCUGUAAGUCUUUAUACUGUAUGU